UUGUAACCUUAAAACAUCUAAAAAUUAUUGCACAAUAAAAAGGUAGGACCAAUGAUUGUAUCAUAUUCAGCUGAAGAACCACUUUCAUUGGUUUUACAUCUUAAGAUAAUAUUUCAAGACACAUCACUAUAGUGUUUGUGUUUGAUUGCAACUAAAAUCAAAAGAAAAAAAAAAUUAUUAAAAAAAAUAAAGAGAGAGAGAUUCCUUCUUCCAUUAACAUGAUGAAUUGACAAACCAUAUAAAAAAAGCUGACUUCGAUCUUGCCUUCCAUAUGCCUGACCAUUCUUCCCCACUUCAUAAACCCAUCAUCAUAUACUAUUGAAUCUUGGUUGCUUCUGCAUCAGCAUUCAGCAUUCAUCAACCCCCACCAUUUUCAAAAUCUUUCUCUGGGUUUCUGAGGGUGGGGUUUUCAUCACAUUUCUGAUGUCUUUAGUUUCUCGAUUCAAUUAUUGACCACCCAUUAAUUGUCCAAAAGGGGAAGCAUCUUUCACUCUCUCUUUCUUUCUCUCUCUAUCUUUAUCUCAUAGAUGGCAAUUAAUGGCCUUUUUGUCUUCUAUAUAGUUAAUUCGAGGUCGUAUCCAGUUUAAUUUCUAACACCCAUGUACAGAUUUUACUCAUCUUUCGCUUCAACUCCUCUAUUUUCCCCCAAAUUCUGUUUUAUUGUUCCACCGAUUGUUGAAGAAGAUGCCAAGGCCUGGACCUAGACCAUUUGAAUGUGUGAGAAGAUCUUGGCACAGUGAGCGACACCAACCCAUUAGAGGCUCCAUCAUUCAACAGAUUUUUAGAGUUGUACAUGAAAACCAUAGUCCUGGUACCAAAAAGAACAGAGAAUGGCAAGAGAAGCUCCCUUUGGUUGUCUUGAAAUCUGAAGAAAUCAUGUACUCCAAAGCCAAUUCCGAGGCCGAAUACGUAAACCCGGAAACGCUGUGGGAUCGAUUGAAUGAUGCCAUUGACACGAUAAUCAGGAAAGACGACACCAUGGAAAACGGCGACUUUUUACCCGCUUGCGUUGAAGCUGCCCUUAAUUUGGGUUGUGUUCAAGUAAGAUCAUCAAGAAGCCAAAGAAACAGCAACACCAGAAGCUAUCUAAGCUCAAGAAACCAAGAUUAUGGUAGAAAUCUUAACGUACCAAAUGUUCAAAGACCAGAUUCAGAAGCAAAUAAGGAUAUAAGACCGAAUUCCAAUUUUACCCCUCCUGGUUCCUCCUUUUAUCCUCCCUCAUUUGAAAAUUUUCCAAGAAACAUGGUAUCCAUUGAGAAUAAAACCUCUUCAAUUUACCCUUUAUACCAUGGUUUUCAUCUUCAACCUCGACCACCCCACAUGGGAUUUCACACCACCCCCCAAAACUCGGGCAGCAUAAUCCAUGGUACACCGGUUUUCCGGGCAGCCCGGGCAGCCUGUGAGCCUUCUCAUUCUGAAAGAUUGUUUUCAUUCGAUAGAGACAAUGAUGAUGGUAAUGGGUCAGGGUCAAAAAAAGAAUCUGGACCCGAAUUGGUGGAAUGUGACUUGUCUCUACGAUUGGGUCCUGUUUCAAGUAGUGAAAAAGAAAAAGGGUUGACUUGUGUAGAUGAUGAUGUUGACUUGGGUAGACUCAAAGGAAAGGAGUUUUCUUUCUUUCCUUUGAAUUCGGAAGGUGAAGGAGUUGAGAAUUUGGGGACAGAUGUUAGGAAGCGGAAGAUGACCUGCAAUCCUGAUUCCUUCUCAAACUCUUCUUGUCUAUUCUUGCCCACGACAAUUGCUACUCCAGCGCCACCAACAACAAUCACAGCAACAAUAAUCAGAUAUUUUAUAUUUGAUCAGUAUGGAGGCUGCAAAUUCAGUUGAGGUGACUGCAAAUUCAGUAGAAAAGGAUGCAAUUUCAGUUGAAGAGGCUGAAAAUUCAGCUGAAGGGUAUAAAAUUCUCAAUCCUCAAGAUCAAAAAAUUCCUAAAGAUGGAAUGAAGUUUGAUUCGGAAGAAGACCUUUUACAAGUACUUUAAAGCAUGUACAUUCCAGAUUGGAUUUGGUAUACAAAAAUCUAGUACAAGAACAAAAGAUUCUUGUGCUAAAAGAUACUAUUCGCUUGGAUGUGCUAGAGGAGAAGUAUAUGUGCCUAAAACAAGCAAACCAUAUAAAAAGUCUUCUAAAACAAACUGUAAAGCAAAAAUUAGUGUAAUUGCAUAUGGUGAUGGAAUAUGCAUUAUCUCUAGUGUUUUUCUUGAACAUAAUCAUGCUUUAAGUCCUAAAAAAUCUCGUUUCCAACGAUAACAUAAGAAAAUGGAUACAUAUGCUAAGAGAAGACUUGAGUUGAAUGAUUAUGCUGGAAUUCCGUUAAAUAAAAGUUUUCACUCGUUAGUUGUUGAAGUGAAAGGGUGUGACAAUUUGCCUUUUGGCGAGACAGAUUGUAGAUCUUACAUCGCAAAAGUAAGACUACUAAGACUUGGGCUUGGUGAUGCCGAGGCACGUCGUAAUUAUUUUGUCCGUAUGCAAAAAAGGCGUUCAAAGUUUUUCUACGUGAUUGAUAUGGAUGAUGAAGGUCGUACGCGAAAUGUAUUUUGGGUAGAUGCAAGAUCAAGGGCAACAUAUGAGUUAUUCGAGGAUGUUAUUUCAAUUGAUAGUACAUAUUUAACUAACAAAUAUAAUAUGUCGUUUGCGACUUUUGUUGGAGUAAAUCACCAUGGACAAUCUAUCUUAUUUGGAUAUGGUUUGCUUUCACGAGAGGAUACAGAAACAUAUGUAUGGUUAUUCAACUCAUGGUUAGAAUGCAUGAAUGGACGGGCACCAAAAGCAAUAAUAACAGAUCAAUGUCGAUCAACGCAAGGAGCUGUGGCACAGGUAUUCCCUGAAUCUCAUCAUCGUCUUUAUCUUUGGCAUAUUAUGAAAAAGAUUCCUGAAAAUUAAGUAGGUUGCCUCAAUAUAAAGUAAUAAAGAAAACUCUAAAAACCCUUGUAUAACACUCAAGAGUUUGAAGAUGGGUGGUGCAAGCUAGUUGAAAAGUACAAACUUGAAAAAAAUGAGUGGUUAAGUUCUUUAUUUAACGAUCGAAGGCGUUGGGUGACGAUAUAUGUAAAAGAAUACUUUUGGGCAGGGAUGUCUACUAUGCAAAGAAGUGAAAGCAUGAAUUCUUUUUUUGAUGCGUAUGUUAAUUCUAAAACCUCAUUACGACAAUUUGUUGAACAAUAUGACAACGCGUUGAAAAGCAAGAUUGAGAAAGAAACUAAGGCUAAUUUUGAAUCGCUUAAUUUUUCAUAUAAAUUAGUAACUGGUUUUAUUUUGAGAGACAGUUUCACGAGGCGUACACGAAUGCCAUUUUUAAGUUGUUUCAAGAUGAGUUACGAGGUACGUUGUUUUGCAAUUCUUCAUUGGACAAAGUGGAUGGUGCACGAUAUGUAUUUCAUGUCACAAAUGUUGUGGAAGGGAAACAUGAAGAUUAAAAAAAAAGAGUUGUUUAUACAGUUUGUUAUGAUGAGAGUGCAUGUGAUAUACAAUGUUCUUGUCGUUUGUUUGUGUUUCGUGGAAUUAUUUGUAGGCAUAUGGUGAAGAUAUUGAUUGAGAAGGAUAUUAAAGAAAUUCAUCCACG
Lactuca saligna is the source of this 3558-nucleotide messenger RNA. Lineage: Eukaryota; Viridiplantae; Streptophyta; Magnoliopsida; Asterales; Asteraceae. The record is from the annotation of a GenBank genome assembly.